UUUAGCGGUGUUCUGUUUACGGUCGUUUUCGUUUUCGCUUUGUUUUUGUAGAAUAAUGGAGUGGUCAAGGCAACAAAUUGUCGAUUUAAUUGCAAUGUACCAGGGGGAGGAUUGUUUAUGGAACGUCCGGAGCAAGGAUUACAAAAAUACCGUUAAAAAACACGAUGCACUUGCAAAAAUUGCAGCAGCUUUUGGCACGGACAAGGGAAGUGUUGAGAAGAAAAUACGAUCGCUCGUGGUUGCGUACAGGCGCGAGAAAAGAAAAAUUAUUGCCAGCAGACCAUCUGGUAGUGGUGCAGACACUGCAUAUGACUCGAACUGGUUCGGCUAUCGGCUACUGCAGUUCUUGGACGAUGUACAUGAGCCGAAGGAGACAACAGAUACUGUGGAAAAUGAGGUUUUCGUACAUUCUCCAGAGGGCACAAAUGAGGAUGAAGAGGUUGCAGCUGGACCUUCCAGUCCUCCACCACCAAAAAUCAGAAGGAUGAUGGGCGAGAAAAAAGACAUGCAGCAACCCUUCAAGAUUGCGUCUCAAUUGCUAGCUAAAGUGCUGCAAAAACAAGAAGACAAGGACGAUGAAUGCAGUGCGUAUGGGCAGUAUGUGGCCUCAGUUUUAAGGAAAUUGCCCGAGUUACAACGAGCAAAAACAAUGGCUUUGCUUAAUAAUGUACUAAUGAAACAACAUGUAGCGUAUUUAGAAAGUGAGCAGUCGAAAAGGGGUAUGAAUGUAGCAGGGCCAUCAUCAUCAAGUAACAAUUCCCCUGUUACAUUUACAAGCUAUGUAGACAGUGACAACGCAGUUGAAGAAGUUGUGUUUGACGAAUUAUGUAACGUAAUUGAGAAAUAA
This is a messenger RNA of Schistocerca nitens (vagrant locust), 847 nucleotides long. RefSeq lists its product as uncharacterized. Bases 56 to 847 code for a protein of 263 amino acids. The transcript is spliced from 2 exons. The record is from RefSeq and is a predicted model, not a curated record. Lineage: Eukaryota; Metazoa; Arthropoda; Insecta; Orthoptera; Acrididae.